Botrytis cinerea B05.10 is the source of this 1233-nucleotide messenger RNA. RefSeq lists its product as hypothetical. The transcript has 4 exons. Bases 250 to 1008 code for a protein of 252 amino acids. Lineage: Eukaryota; Fungi; Ascomycota; Leotiomycetes; Helotiales; Sclerotiniaceae. The record is from RefSeq and is a predicted model, not a curated record. Gene Ontology annotation, molecular function: hydrolase activity.
GUCAUGAAGUGUGAAUUUGACAAGAUUUGUGAUCAAUGGCCCCGUCGGCUCCACUCUCUACCCAGCAUGCAACCUAGUGGAGGGGUAGAUUUGGUUAUUCCAGAUCUAUGCGUGCCUGCGUAAUCUUUUGGUUAUAAGUACCGAUUGUUGCUGUUGUGUUUUGGAUCAGUCAUCUGGUUGACUUCUUUUAUCCUCUUGCAUCAAGAUCGAAUACCCAUCUACCUUCAAACCGCAACACAUAUUAAAAAAAUGGCUUCCAACCCACCUCAGAGAUGUUGUACUCUAGGUGUGAAGCACGAGGGUGCUCCAACUGGAUCUACUAUCAAGAUUGCUGAUACCAUUGAGACCUAUGUUGCUGAGCCUACAGAAAAGGUUCACAAGGAUACUGCCAUCCUUUAUCUUCCAGAUGUUAUCGGUAUCUGGCAAAACUCCCAGUUGAUGGCCGAUCAGUUUGCCGCCAACGGCUACUACACCAUCGUCCCCGAUCUCUUUAACGGCGAUCCAAUCUCUCUUAAUCGUCCUGAAAGUUUCGACUUCAUGCAAUGGUUAACCAAGGGUUCUGAUGGAAACAACCCACAUACAUUUACACAUGUUGAUCCUAUCGUUCAAAAGGCCAUUGAAUUCUUGAAGUCUAAGGGAUACACCAAGAUUGGAGCUGUCGGAUACUGUUUUGGUGCUAAAUACGUCGCUCGAUUUAUGGCUGAAGGAAAGGGUAUUGAUGUGGGAUAUGUUGCUCAUCCUUCUUUCGUCGACGAAGAUGAACUUCGCGCAAUCAAGGGACCCUUCUCCAUCUCAGCCGCUGAAACCGACGAAAUUUUUCCAGCCGAAAAACGUCACAAAUCAGAAGAAAUCCUCAAGGAGAUUGGUGCUACUUAUCAAGUCAAUUUGUUCAGUGGAACUGUCCAUGGUUUCGCGGUUAGAUGUGAUUUGAGCAAGAAGAUAGAGAAAUAUGCCAAGGAACAGGCUUUCUUGCAGGCCGUGACUUGGUUUGACGAGUAUUUGAUUUAGAGAUAGGGCCGAGAAUGAGGUUAAAGAUGAAAUCGUGAGAGGGAGGAUGGUACAAGAGUGAAAGAAGUAGAGGAGAGGAGCAAUUUUCACAGGUGUACGCGAGUUUCCGAAGAAGAAGCGCGUAUAGAAGCGCGAAUAAAUGAAUACCAAUGCACUUUAAACCAUGAUAUAAAAGAUUGGCAUGGUAGAGAAUUAUUUAAUGACGAUUGAAUUAGAGUAUCGGCA